CCCCGGAAAUGAUCUGUGUCGAUCGGUGUCGAUUCACAGGGGUCACCAACAUGGCAUGGAGGAGCUACGCCGUCCUGUUCUGUCGGACCGGUGAGGACGUUCUACGGAGUGUGAAGAGAGGCAGCCGGUGGCCUCACAGCUUCCAGCAGCGUUGCGGCUUCAGGAAAGUCCCCAGGAAACCGGAAGCCAAAAAAGUAGAUGAAGAGCUGGGACCCGCCCACUUGGACUCCUCUGAGGUGGCGUCCCACCGGCAGCUUCAUUCCAGCUCGCCGCGGUCCUUCAGCCGCCUUCUCCGCCCCGUGGUCUUCACCGUGGGGUUUACAGGUUGCUCCUUCGGCUCGGCGGCCAUCUGGCAGUACGAGUCGCUGAAGUCCCGCGUGCAGAGCUACUUUGACGAGCUGCGAGCGGAUUGGCUGGACAAAGUACGGCCGCAGAAGCGAGGAGAUACCCGCAAAGAACUCAACCAAUGGUGGAACAGUUUGAGUGAAGGUCAGAGGACAGUCACAGCGAUCAUUGCCGCGAACUUCCUUGUGUUCUGUUGUUGGCGUGUGCCGUCACUACAGCGCUCCAUGAUCAAGUACUUCACCGCUGACCCCGCCUCCAAGACACUGUGCUUGCCCAUGGUGCUGUCCACCUUCAGCCACUUCUCCUUCUUCCACAUGGCUGCCAACAUGUACGUCCUGUGGAGCUUCUCCAGCAGCGCCGUCUCUAUGCUGGGCCGAGAGCAGUUCAUGGCCGUUUACCUGUCUGCAGGUGUUAUUUCCUCCUUCGUCAGCUACGUGGGCAAGAUGGCCACCGGGAGGUUUGGUCCUUCGCUCGGAGCGUCUGGCGCCAUCAUGACCAUCCUAGCGGCAGUUUGCACCCAAAUGCCGGAGGCCAAACUGGCCAUCAUCUUCCUCCCGAUGUUCACCUUCACUGCGGGAAACGCUCUGAAAGGCAUCAUCGCCAUGGAUACGGCCGGGUUGGUUUUGGGGUGGAAGUUUUUUGACCACGCUGCUCAUUUAGGAGGAGCAAUGUUUGGCAUCUGGUACAUCAUGUUUGGACACAAGCUCAUUUGGAAGAACCGCGAGCCUUUUGUCAAGUUAUGGCACGAGCUGAGGACAGGCGGCGGAGGCAAUGGAGGCCAGCGAGGAGGCUCCGAGUAGGAUGUGGAAUGAACUGAUGGGAACAAUGUGGUCCCGACAUGUAAACAUGAUAAAUAGUUGUACAGACCAUUUGGUGACCUGGCCUCCAGGGGGCGUCCCAACAUCCGUGAACACCAAAUAUGAUCACGAGGCCAUCAUGGCUGAUUUAUUUGAUUCUAGUCCAAACUUUGGGGAGUGGGGGUGGACUUUGAUCAAUUCUGUGCAUUAAUGCGCAAACCAAUCCAUUUUAGGUCAAUUUAUGCUAAGCUGUCUAACCAAAACAUUCAAAUCUUAGCUUUGCAUCACCGGUGGAAAAGCAAAUUAGUGUAAAAUCUUACAAUAUUUCUAAUUAAUACAUAAUUUUAUUCUUAGAACAUGCCGAAGGACUUGCUGGCCCCAGGAAUGCAUUUUGGACACCCCUGGUCUAAUAACUUGAAAAUGAGGUUACGCAAUAUGAUUAUACAUAUUCAUCACUUUGUUUAUUCCACUCAUGUAUGAACUGCUGCUUUAUGUUGUGUUGAACUUUUUAUGUGGCACUAAUAAUAAUAAAAAAAAAAA
This is a messenger RNA of Dunckerocampus dactyliophorus (ringed pipefish), 1682 nucleotides long. Its product is annotated as presenilins-associated rhomboid-like protein, mitochondrial. Gene Ontology annotation, cellular component: membrane. The transcript is spliced from 10 exons. Bases 9 to 1145 code for a protein of 378 amino acids. Lineage: Eukaryota; Metazoa; Chordata; Actinopteri; Syngnathiformes; Syngnathidae. Gene Ontology annotation, molecular function: serine-type endopeptidase activity. The record is from RefSeq and is a predicted model, not a curated record.